Ostrinia furnacalis (Asian corn borer) is the source of this 8869-nucleotide messenger RNA. RefSeq names its product SET domain bifurcated histone lysine methyltransferase eggless (gene egg). Gene Ontology annotation, molecular function: protein binding; zinc ion binding; DNA binding. The transcript has 35 exons. Bases 150 to 7514 code for a protein of 2454 amino acids. The record is from RefSeq and is a predicted model, not a curated record. Lineage: Eukaryota; Metazoa; Arthropoda; Insecta; Lepidoptera; Crambidae. Gene Ontology annotation, cellular component: nucleus. Gene Ontology annotation, biological process: heterochromatin organization; negative regulation of gene expression.
UAGUAAACGCCGUAUUUCGUUGAAAUUGGUGUUUUUGUCCAAAAUUAAACUAAAAUACUGUAAAAUAAACAAUAUUUAGUCAAUAUUUUAAGUAUAACCUAUACGUAAUCUCCUAACGCAUAAGUAGUUUUAGUUUUCUGUAUAUUAAAAUGAGUACUGGUCAAGAAGAAAUGCCUCCAGCGAAGCCGGAUGAUGAUGCAGAGACAAAAUCUUCAAAUGAAGCUGCUAAAAUACCAUCUACUGAUGAAGUGGAUCAUUCUAAAGACCCAUCCUUAGAAAAAAACGUUUUGAAACCUCUUGAAGAUGCGAAUAAAAACACAGAUUCUGGCUUCAAAGAUCUGGGUUCUGAAUCUACUGAAAAGAAAUCGAGUUCGGAUAAUACAGACGAUAAUAGUGAGUUUGAGUUGAAGUGGGAUGACGAUGAAUCCAAUGAACAAAGUGUUGGACCCUCAGAGAAGGUACAAGCUGGUGAGAACGAUAAAACUAAGGCAGACGUAGACGGUACAACACUUAGUGGCACUGAUAUCAUCGAUGAAAAUAAACUGCUUGAGAGCUCAACGUCAAACAAUGAAGAAACCGCUAAGACUUCACUGUCAAACAGUACUGAAGAAAAAACUGCAAUUACUGAUGAUGUUGGUGAGAUAGUUGAUGAAAAUAAACUACUCGAAGGCCCGGAAUCCGAUGAAGUUGAUGAAGAGAAAUUGCUGCUCGAAUCUGAUGAUAAUAGAGAUGAUUCUCCUUCAAAGGAUAUACGAAUAGAAGAGUCCGUUAAAACUGAUAUCCCUAAAACUAACGAGAAAUUAUUAACUUCUACAGAACCUGACGUUCCUCCUUUAGAUCAAGCAUCUAACGCUGCAACUGAAAAUGUAACUUCCGACUCAGACUUUCAAGAUGCCAAAUCCAAAGAUCCUUUGAGUAAUGAAGAGCUAAAAGUAGAUCCGUCAAAGAUAUUUGCCUGCGAGACCAUCACUAAGUUAAUAAACGAACAUACAUCACCGAUUGAUAGUCCAACGCCAUCCUCCAGUUCUAAUAACAGCUCCUCUAUAGACACAACAGACGAUAUCAACACCGAACAUGGAUUAAAUAAACCGGAUAUGAUGCUAGAGAUACCGACUCAAGAGAUCAUUGAACUUUUUGACGAGACAGAUUCCAUUUCUACUCAAAAUGAUGAUGAGAUGGAAGUUGACGAUGCCAGUCCUAAAACAGCUACUGUAGAUGAUAAAAAACCUGUAGCAGAAGAAAAGUCUGAUGUAUUAAUUCUAGAACCAUCUGACAUGUGUAAAGAUUUGGAUACUGAUAAUCAAAAAGGCUGUGAUGAGUUUAUCAUUAAAGAUGUAUCAGAAGACGAUUGGUGCGAAAUAGAAAGGAAAUUGGAAGGAUUUGAAGAUUCUUUUAAAGCUUCACAGCUAAACCAAAAGUCUAAAGAACCUGAAAAAGAUGAUGCCAAAGAAAGAGAGGGAAAAACAGAAGAGACUGAGAAUUUACCAUUGACAGAUGCUCAAAAGAUGGUAAUAGAAACUGAGAACAAAGCAUUGUUGAAAACGCUCCAGGAUUCUAUUCUAGACUCUACUGCCGAAUUGACUUCUGCUUCAAUGAACGUUGAUGAUGAUGAUGAGUCAACAAGCCAUCUUGAAGAUGAACUUUUAACAGAAUCUCCAAAACCAGCCCAAGAUAUUGAUACAGCAGUAAAAGAACUGGAAGAUGCAGUGAAAGAACCAGAAAAUGCUGUGGUAUCAGAAACAGUAUCACAAUCUGCACCAAAUACAACUCAAGAAGACAUAAUAAACAGUGGAAAAGAAAUUAAUGCAGACUCAAAUUUAGAUAACCAGAAACUGGAUAGUAAGGCAGAUAAUAUACCUUCAGAAGUAACACAGGAGAUUCAAUCAGAAUCAAAAACGACACAGCCUAAUAUUGCCUCACCUAAAACUGAUCAGCCUUCGAAUAAAGAUACAAUAGAACUAGCAAAUGAAACUAAAAUUGAUGACAAAUUACCUACAUCAAACAUUGAAGAUACCUCAGAAAGUUUAAUUAAACAAUCAUCUACAGAUGUGGCACUACCACUAGCAGAGCCUACCAAAACAUGUUCACCAGCAGACCUAAAUGAUGAUGAGGUUUCAUCAACACAAGAACCUGUUAAAACUAUAUUACCAUCCAAGUUAAGUGAUAAUGUUGACACUUCUAUACCUAUAGAAGAAGAAAAAGAUACUUCUACAAUAAAACCAGUAGAUAUUCAAGUGGCAGAUAAGAUAGAAGUUGAUGUUAAUCCUUCAGGAUCUAAGUUACCCAUGGAACUUGAAGCUAAAAUUCAAGAUGCUACUGUUCCACCAUCGACAGCCAAGCCAAAUGAAAUUGAAGAUACUCCAUCAACUGCUGAAAACACUGAAAAGGAUUCUAAACUUAAGGAUUCAGAAGAACUAGUCAAACCAACUACAGUAGACGACAAUACUUCAACAAUUGAUGAUAAGACUUCAACAACUGAUGAAAAGACUUCAACUACUGAUGAUAAGGCUUCAUCAACAAAUGAUGCCAAGAUUUCAACAGUAGAAGCAGAACCAACAAAAGUGGUUGUAUCACCAGAAGGGUCAGAAGUCACUAAAGCACAACCAUCUCUUGUCACAAUGGACGUAGAAUCAACAAAUGAGGAUCAAACAAAAACUAUUGAGCAAUCCCCAACCCCACCAAAAGACAGUGAAGGAUCCAAAAUGCCUGAUGAAAAUGCCCAGCAAUCAAUGGAAAUUCAUCAGUCAACAGAAGUUCAAGUUCCUCUAACAACAACUAAUGCCUCUUCAACUGAAGAAUCUGCAGAAAAGACAGUCAAAGAAUCAGCGAUGGAAGUUGAUUCAAUAACAUCAGUAGUUGAAACCCCAGCAAUUGCAAAAGACAAUGAACUGUCCAAUUCAAAGCCAGAGUCUACUGUUGAUAAUAUUGAAUCAUCUUCAAAGGUACUUCAACCAUCAACUUCUGCAAAUCUUGAAUUAUCACCAAAGGAACCCCAAUCAUCAACUUCUGAUGUAGCUCCAACAUCUAAACAUGAUGAUGAAACGCCUUCUACAUCAAAAACUGAUGAUGAAACGCCUUCUACGUCAAAAACUGAUGUUGAACCAUCAACAUCAGCAGAAAAUACAAAACCAGUAUCAGACCCGGAUUCCGAUGAAGUCACAGAAACAUCUGACAGUCUAGGCCUGUUGGCUGAGUCGUCACGGGUGAUGGAAGACGACGACGAUCAGGAUGACGACGACGACGCCGAUAACGAUGCUGAUGACGACGAUGAUUAUGAUCCAGAAGAUGAAAGCAGUAACCAAAUGACAGCAGAGCAUUCCGAAGAUUCGAACGCUCCCUUCUCGGAGACUGAAGCAAAGCAAGAUCCUUGCAUAGAAUCUCCUGGUGAAGAAAAGGUGGAGUUCAGUUUUGCCAUCAGCGAUGUGUUUAGCAAGCAAGAAAAGGAAAUCGAAGAGACAGAUGCUGUGCAAGAUCAGAUUGAGGAUCAGAUUCAGGAUGAUAUCGAAGUGACAGCAGAUGAAGUGGCUGUGGCAACCAUAGACGAUGUAGAGGCAACCAUAGACGAUGUAGAGGCAACCAUAGACGAUGUAGAGGCAACCAUAGACGAUGUAGAGGCAACCAUAGACGAUGUAGAAGCAACCAUAGACGAUGUGCAAGCUGCAGACGACACGAACAUAGAGCAAAAGGAAGAGGAUAAAGAUGAAUCCAACAAGCAAGCUGAUAUAGAAACAGUUAAACUGUCAGAUACGUCAGAUAACGAGGCCGAAAACGAGUCUAUGUUGAAGAAACUACUUGGUAAUGAUGAAAAAGAAGCUGCAAAAGAAGAAUUUGUCGAUAAAACAGAACAGAAGAAUGAAGAGCCAUCUGGAAGUGAUAUGAAUAUCGUUGAGUUGGAAGAAAGUUCUUCUGAGGAUGACAUACAAGAAGUGAAAAAGGCUUCCAAAUCAGAAAAAAGCACGCUCAUAACAGUAGACGGUUUAAACAUUACCAUACCAGGGUGCGUGGAAGUGAGCAAUGUGAAGGUCGCCCAUACACCAAACGUGGAGAAAGAAGCAGUGAUCCAGGGUACUGAUGAUAAGACAUCUGCAGAGAAGCCUAAACCAAAGUUCAGCCUGGAAAUUUUCAGUCUAGAUUCAGAUGAGGAAGACAGUGCACCAACCCCAGCCGUGGACCAAAAGCCCACAGAAGAUAAAAGCAUACCUAAAAAGUGCAUAAACAUGACUUGUACGUCCACAAGUAGUUCAUACUAUAAAGCCGACGCGUCGUGUGUUGCGUAUUACAAAGCACAGAAGAAGAAAAAAGCAUUGGUCUGUGCGCAGUGUGCUGACGUUGUUGUGAAACGGAAUGAGCGCCUAAUCCAAGGCAUCAAAGACCUAACUCCGCUCCUGAAUAUGGACACCAUAAAAGCAGCGGCAGACGUGGUGGAAUUAUCCGACUCAGAAUCUGAGGAUGAAGAUACUACUGAACCGGAGACUUUGGGCGAAACUGGUGCUAGUUUGGUAGAAGCCAGUCUAGCUCAACUGAUUAAUGCAACGUGGGACAAAUUCCGUAUGGAUUCGAGGUUGCACGAUGCUGAGGUAGAAAUGACUAAAGAAAUGGAGAAAUUGCAAGAGGAAGGCGACAAAAUCAAAGCAAUGCUGAACGAAUGCCAAGUAGCCACGGACAAAUUGAGGAACGAUUUGUACGCUACUUUUGAGUACCAGAGACGUGAGAGAGACGCCAUCAUAAUAUGCGACACUCCUCUAAGCAAAUACUCGUGUUUGGAGUAUGCAGUUCAUCAAAGCUCAGGGCAAGUCCCUAUGCCGGAGAAUAGGGUAAAGCGCCGUAUGUCGUCCGCCAACGAAGUGCCGGCCAAACGACCGGCCAUACCGCUCGGGUACUCGUCGCUAGAUGGUGACACUGCGCAGCCUCAAAUUCAGACCCAGACGCAGGAAAAUCCGCCAGCACCUACUAUAGAAACUACCAAACAAGAUGAUGAUAAAGACAUAGCGGUUCUGAAAGUAUCAGUGGAAGCAGCACCCUCAGACUUGCCUCCCCCGGGAGAAUUAGUCCCGCCUCCCUUGAGAGCGGGACUUUGUGUGUAUGCGAUGCGAAAUUCCUUCGGCUGCUGGAUCAGGAGCAAAGUGUUGGAGGUCAACGGGAAGAGCUCGGUGGCUGGGAUGUCACAAUCGUUCACGAUGUGUCGUGUGAAGUACGACCACAAGCCAAAAGGCAGCAGUCGUCUGUUUCCAGCACGAUGUUUGGCUUAUAACGAGCCGGCGAAUGUCAGACUUACUAUAGGCACAAGAAUCAUCGCUCUCUUCAAAGACGCGCAGAAUCCGCUGAAAAAGGACGCCUUCUACUCCGGAAUCAUUGCAGAGGUUCCCAACCCGGUCAACAACUACAGAUACCUGGUAUUCUUCGACGAUGGUUACGCUCAGUAUGUGCGUCAUCGAGACACGCGAGUCGUUUGUGAGAGUUCCGCGCUAGUGUGGGAGGAGGUGCAUCCAUUCUCGCGGGAGUUCGUGAAGGAAUACCUGAUAGCCUACCCUGAGAGGCCGAUGGUGCGGCUACACGCUGGACAGAGCUUGAAGACUGAGUGGAAUGGCAAAUGGUGGGCAUCCCGCGUGGUCCAAGUCGACGCGUCUCUGGUCCAAGUGCAUUUCGAAGAGGACAACCGAUCCGAAUGGAUCUACCGCGGGUCCACCAGGCUCGCACCACUGUUCUUGGCGCUGCAGAGGAAGCGAGCGCGACCCAUGCCUAGGACUAAGGCGCAGCCGCAGAUAAAUAUGCCGUACGUGGAGUAUACGAGGUCAGAAGAACAGAACAAGAACGAACCCGCACCGCCGGCGCCGGCGCCACCUAGCGAGAGGGAGAACCGUCAGCGAGCAGUGGCCAAGAAGUCCACAGCGUUACCGCCCGUGCCGCACGCGCCUGCGCCGCCGCCCGUCGCCGAUAGCGUCACCAGCAGAGUCGUGUACUACACGCCCAAAAAAGUGGUCACGCCUCUAAAGAUGAUCACUCACAACUGCGGAGCGCACUGUAAGAGGAAGGAUGUACUGGCGCUGAAGGAUCUGAGGACUUACAACCCGCUGGCGAAACCACUGCUUAGUGGCUGGGAGAGACAAAUCGUCCGCUACAAAGGUCACAAGGAAGUGAUGUACAAAGCGCCGUGCGGCCGCCGCUUGCGCAACAUGAGAGAGUUGCACAGAUAUCUCCGUCUCAUCGAGUCUGACAUGGCGGUGGACCUGUUUGACUUUACGCCACACACGCACUGUCUAGCUGAGUUCGUGUUGAACAAGUGCCUGGUUGGGAAGAAGGACCUAUCCCACGGCCGAGAAAACGUGCCAGUCCCAUGCGUGAACUACUACGACGAGUCGCUGCCGGAAUUCUGCUCGUACAACACGGAACGGACGCCCACUGCUGGGGUCCCACUGAAUCUGGACCCCGAGUUCCUGUGCGGGUGCGAUUGUACUGAUGAUUGCGAGGACAAGUCGAAGUGUGCUUGCUGGCAACUGACAUUAGAGGGAGCUCGUACCAUCGGGCUGGGCGGCCCACGCGUGGGAUACGAGUACAAGCGGCUGCCUGAACCGCUACCUUCAGGAAUAUAUGAAUGCAACUCUAGGUGCAAAUGUAAGCACACGUGUCUCAAUAGAGUGGCCCAACAUCCACUGCAAUUGAAGCUGCAGGUAUUCAAAACCCUGAACCGUGGGUGGGGCAUCCGAGCGCUCAAUGAUGUGCCCAAAGGAUCCUUCCUGUGCGUGUACGCAGGAAAUCUGCUCACAGACGCCACCGCUAAUAUGGACGGUCUCAAUGAAGGCGACGAGUACUUGGCUGAGUUGGACUACAUAGAAGUGGUGGAGGGAAUGAAGGAAGGGUACGAAGAGGAUAUACCGGAGGCCGACAAGCGCUUGGACAAGAAGAACGUGGCGAAAGACUCAGAAGAAUCUGAGAUGUCCAGCUCGGAGGAAGAAGACGAAACCCCGUCGAAGAACGAGCAAGAAGACGGCGACUUUUGUCCUGGAAUCAUCACGUCUGGGGUCACUAAGUUUAGCAAACGCCUGCGGAAGCGAGAAAAAAAUAAAAAGAAGAAAGAAGAGGAAGCUGCCAAGGAGAAAGAUAAGGAGAAAGAUGGAAAAUCCGAGUCGGACUUCAUCACCAUCAGCGAUGAUGAAGAAGUUCGUGAGCCAUCUCAUUUCAUGGCACAAGCCGGGAUGGGGAGAGAUUUCAUAUCAAAAUACAAAUCAGUUCGUUCGUACUUCGGCAAAGAUGAGGCUUGUUACAUUAUGGACGCCAAGGUUCAAGGCAAUAUUGGCAGAUAUCUUAAUCACUCCUGCCAGCCCAACGUAUUCGUGCAAAACGUAUUCGUAGACACACAUGACCCGCGUUUCCCAUGGGUGGCGUUCUUCGCUCUGUCCCACAUAAAGGCAGGUACGGAGCUCACUUGGAACUACAACUAUGACGUGGGUUCGGUGCCCGGUAAGGUCUUGUACUGUUACUGCGGCGCGACUAAUUGUAGGGGGCGUCUGUUGUAAGUCACGUGACUGAUACUAGCUUCGCAAUGUAGUCUUUGGUGUUUGCAGUUUUGUUAGAUGUCACGUUGAAAAUCAAGUGACAAAUACUAGGUCCAAAAUGUAGUAGGUUAAUACUGUAUCACCUUUUGUAGUUAUGAAUUUUGUAAGACAUGAUGAUAAUAUCAAUAUUAAGUGACAAAUACUAGGUCCUGAAAUCUACUAAGUUAAAUCUUAGGUUACUGUAUUACCUUUUGUGGUUAAUGACUUUGUAAGACGUCACUUGAUAAUAUCAAUCAUCAUCAUCUCAGCCAUAGGUCGUCCACUGCUGAACAUAGGCCUCCCCCAAUGCUUUCCAUGUUGCCCGGUUGGUAGCGGCCUGCGUCCAGCGCCUUCCUGCUACCUUUAUGAUAUCCGAAAUGUACUAGGUCGAUAUAGGUGGCAUAACGAAAGUUGAGGCGAACACGUACUCACACUGAUGUAAUAUUUGAAUACAGAACAGAAACAUUCAAGUUGUAAUAUCGACGACCACUAUCUCGUUCUUGUUAAAUACGUGCAAGCGAGACAGAAAGCACUUGUCAGUCCGACUACGCAAGUCGUCAAUACGACGAGCGUGUACAGAUACAAAACUUUGCUUGUGUUGAUCGUCUCAACUAUUAUUACGCGACCUAUACUGCAUGUCUUUGGUCGGAGAUUUGACACUAUCAAGUGACUAGCUUCGAAGAAUACUUCGAUAUUACUGUCCCUUUUCCGUCAUUUUAGUCAUUACCUUAUUACAAGAGACACUCUUGUUGAUAUUUCAUAUCAUGUGCUAGCUAAGUUUUUUUGUUGUGUUUAAAUGUAACAAAUACUAAGUUCUCAAAUUAGUUCUUUUAAGAUAUAAUUAAGGAACAAAUAAGUUCUACGAAGUAACGCCCGUAUUCACAAACAAUGCUUGCUUAAGUGAAGCAGCAAAUCGAACGCACAGCGUUGAAUAGAGCUCUGUGAUUGGUUCGUGUGUCACUCUGUGCGUCCACGCGCACUGUGAGACCUCAUAGUUUGUGAAUACGGGACCGUAAGUCUCAUGUAUUAUUAUGAAACCCAAUGUUAGAGGAAGAUCUGUUACUAUAGUAUCUGUGAAAUAUGUCAUUUAAUAUUGUAACAGUAGUGACUAACUAAAAACUAGAAGUAAUAGCCACGCUUAGCCGUAUCAUAAGUUUUAAGAUUAAAUAGCCAAUAUUGUCUGCUUCUUCUGCUUCGCCUUAUCCCGAUACGCGGGGUUGGCUUUCCCAGUCAUGCGCCACCAUUUGAUUCUGUCUUGAACGUCUUGUUGAAAAUAUUUGCCAAUGUUAGAAAUAUUCAAACACAGUGUUAUAAGUUUCAAAACAUCAAAAACUUAU